AUGAGUUCACUGAAACAAUAUCUACGUAAUAUUGAACAACAGCGUCUAGAUAAUGUGAUAGAAGUGAUAGGAAUCCCUAAAGCUAAAGACGAAAAUCUUGAAAACAUAUCUCUCAAGCUAGCUGAGACACUCAACAUGGACAGGACGCAGGUAAUGAAUAUUACACGUGUUGAAAGUCGAAAUAUUCAAGACGGAAACAUCCAGUUGCAGCUCAAGCAUGUAGAACACGCAAGUUUAUGGGUGCGAGCCUCCAAACAGGAAGAACUAGUGGUAGAACAAAUCAUUCCCGAGGCUCCCGUGGAAGUUGCUAAGAUGAAAGUGACCAUGCGACGCGCCCUGACUAAAGCCAAUAAGUCAUUAUUAUGGCUAGCACAACAAAAAUUAAGACCGGCCUACAAAUAUGUCUGGUUCCAAGAUGGAAAGGUACUACUCCGUAAAGAUGACAAAGCCAAGCCUGAAGUCGCCCGAAGCGAAGCUGACAUUGAGAAGCUCUCAGCACAAACAAAAAUAAUCGGCCACAGUUUUAAUCGGAAAUAG
This is a messenger RNA of Parnassius mnemosyne (clouded apollo), 537 nucleotides long. The record is from the annotation of a GenBank genome assembly. Lineage: Eukaryota; Metazoa; Arthropoda; Insecta; Lepidoptera; Papilionidae.